Helianthus annuus (common sunflower) is the source of this 1364-nucleotide messenger RNA. RefSeq names its product Golgi SNAP receptor complex member 1-2. The transcript is spliced from 6 exons. Lineage: Eukaryota; Viridiplantae; Streptophyta; Magnoliopsida; Asterales; Asteraceae. Gene Ontology annotation, biological process: vesicle fusion; endoplasmic reticulum to Golgi vesicle-mediated transport. Gene Ontology annotation, cellular component: cis-Golgi network; SNARE complex; Golgi membrane. Bases 494 to 1189 code for a protein of 231 amino acids. Gene Ontology annotation, molecular function: SNAP receptor activity. The record is from RefSeq and is a predicted model, not a curated record.
CCAUAUUUGGAUAUCUUAUUACAUAUACAAAAGUUAAACAAAAUGAAUAAAGAUUAUUGUCACCUUUCAUACAAAAAAUACAACUUUAUACUAGGGAUCAGCAUUUGGUACCGGGUACCGGUAUCAAAUCAUACCGGGUAUAUUCGGUACCGGUACCCACUUUCUCCGUUUUUUGGUACCGAUACAGUAUCGGUAUUUACGGGUAAAACACUGAUACCGGUAUAUUCGAUAACGGUACCCAUUUUCCUGUAUUUGACUACCGAUACCGAUUCAGUACCCGUACCGUGCUCGUGCUCGUCCCUACUUUAUACCAGUCAAGAGUCCUACUGAUACUAUUGGUGUCAUUCAUCCCCAAACUAUAUCACAUCCUCUACCAGUAGCUAAGCACCACUGUGUUGCUUCCAUUUCCAUUUCUAUUUCGACUGCAAAUUCACCUAACAAACACAAUAGCAAUCACAAAUCAGAUCGGAUCCAAGUAGAAUCGUAAGCUUUGAUGGAUCAGGAAUCGGGUUGGGAAGAACUGAGGAAAGAAGCUCGUAAGAUCGAAGGCGAUCUCGAUGUCAAACUCUCUUCUUACGCAAAGCUCGGUGCUCGUGUCACUCAAGGAGGUUUUGCUGAUCCUGAUACACCAAGUAUGGGCUCCAACCGUUCAUGGAAGUCGAUGGAGAUGGAAAUACAGUCGUUACUUGAGAAGUUGCUGGAUGUGAAUGAUUCCAUGAGUCGAUGUGCUGCGUCUGCAGCACCUACUACUUCUGUUACGCAAAAGUUGGCGAGGCACAGGGAUAUACUUCAUGAGUUUAGCCAGGAAUUUAGACGAAUCAAAGGAAACAUAAGCGCGAUGACAGAGCAUGCUGAGCUCCUAAGUUCUGUAAGAGAUGAUAUCAGUGAGUACAAGGCAUCUGGAAGCCCAAGAAUGCAGAUACUAAGGGAGCGAGCUGCUAUCCAUGGAAGCAUAGCACAUAUGGAUGAUGUGAUAACUCAGGCUCAAACAACUAGAGCAGCCUUGGGGACUCAGAGGGCCAUGUUUGGUGACGUUCAAGGGAAAGUUAAACAACUGAGUGACAAGUUCCCUAUCGUUCGUGGCCUAAUUGGCUCUAUUAGAAGGAAGAAAUCAAGGGAUACUCUCAUCCUAUCAGCUGUCAUAGCGGCUUGUACGUUGUUUCUUAUUAUAUAUUGGCUUUCAAAGUGAGAAGGAUUAUGUUAUCAUCGCAAACAAUGCUGUAUUCCUUAGAUAUCUUGCCCUAUUUGUUAUAAAAUUUGCGACUUAGAGAGACACAUGCAUGUAUAUAACAAAAGAACCUUGGAUUCGCAGUCUUAUUCAAAUUCAACACAAAAUAAGCAUAAGAGAUGUAUUCAAUCGAUUA